This is a messenger RNA of Anthonomus grandis grandis, 3379 nucleotides long. Its product is annotated as rabphilin-3A. Gene Ontology annotation, biological process: intracellular protein transport. The record is from RefSeq and is a predicted model, not a curated record. Gene Ontology annotation, cellular component: membrane. The coding region runs from base 1141 to 3111 and encodes 656 amino acids. NCBI's taxonomy places the organism in Eukaryota, Metazoa, Arthropoda, Insecta, Coleoptera, Curculionidae. Gene Ontology annotation, molecular function: small GTPase binding. The transcript has 12 exons.
CGACGACGCCGGGGCUGACACGGCAACGGCACCAGGACGCGGAUUCCGUGUACUGUUGAAUUCCAUAGCGACAUGUCGCCUAUAAAAUUUUGUAUUCCGUGCACCGUUUGCUACACGACUUUCGCCUGUUCUCGGUCGCUGCGAAGACGACACCUCUUGACGUGUUGAUUUCAUCUUUUCUAUACGACUUUCUUUGUUUUUUUUUAUAUUUUGACGUUGGACGGUUUUGUAAAAAUUGUUAAAUGUUUUUUUUUUGUUGAUGAUACUUUGGGUAUUUUUCUAAAUACCCAUACAAGGUAAAACUAAUAAUUUUUAAAUUGUAGGUAUUUGGUAGCAACUUUUUGAGCUUCUUAAAUUUGUCUUGAUAUUGUUACGAGCUUCAUUUUUGUUAGGUUUGUGUUGUUUUUAUUUGCAUUAUAUUUAUUUUGGUUAUUGUAGUUUGAUUUUAGGUUCUAAAGGUGUUGUAGUUAAGUUUUACGUUGUUAUUUCUGUUUGUUUUUGUCAUUUGUUAGGUUAGGAGGGCUCCAAAUUUAGCUUAGUUAGGUUAUAUUUUUGUCUGAACCUAUAAUGUUUUGUUGUGUUGCUUACCUUAAUUGUUUCUAAUUAGUUUCAUGGCUACUUUCUAUAAAUUUCAUCUCAAAAAUUAGGCAUGUAACAUAUACAUAGCGUGUUUCCUUGUUAUACAAAUACCUAUUUAUAUUUUAGAUGUUUCCUGUCGAUAUAAAUAAUAUUGGUAACCAAAUUUGGGUGCCUUUCACAUAUUUGCAAAAAAGUUUCCCAGUGCUGCGAAGUCACCCUCAUUAUUUUGUGGUACCUAUUUUAUUUGGCCGAGUAAAUAUCGAAUUAGUAAAUUGCGAGUAAAUAUUUUUGAAAGUAAAUAUCGAAAAAAACAAACCAUCACAGAUCACAUAACCUACAAACUAUUGACCAAUACAAACACAAUUUAAAAAAUAUCCCUAGAUAUUCAGUAACAAAGAAAAAAUACCUAGAAUUUGCUCAAACAUUUUCAGAAUGAAUAGUAUCCAAAAUGCGACAUGUUGAUAAAUCCCGACUUUUACCGAACCGGUAACGAUGGGUACACGGAAUACAUAUUUGGCGACGUGUUGACUUUAGAAGUGGAAUUCAACACUAGAAUUCGACAUGUUGAAAGCGACAGAACACGGAAUCCGCUUACAGUUGGUCAUAUUAAGAAUGGUGGAUUUUAGUGGGAGUACCAGUGGAAAAUCUAAUAGAUUUGUCUGCCCAAAUGAUCGACAGCUGGCAUUGAGAGCCAAGUUGAAAACGGGAUGGAGUGUAAAAACGGCAUGUCUAGGAGGUUUUAAUUCGGGCCCAACGGUUAAUCAACCAUUGGGAGAAGAUGAACAACAAAGUAUCGUAGACGUUAUCCAGAGGGCUGAAAAAUUGGACUUAACGGAGCAAGAACGGGUCGGAAAACUAGUGCAAAAAUUGGAAAAUAUGCGCAGAAACGCCCUAGGUCGCAGCUCCAACCAGUGCCUAUUAUGCGGCGAUACUUUUGGCAUUUUCGGUCCUCAAAAAGUCCGGUGCAUCGACUGCGGCAGAUGGGCGUGCCUACGAUGCGCCAUAGAUAAAGAUCCCAACACCAAAGGGCAUUGUUCGUUCCUUUGUAUGAUUUGCUCAGAGACCAGGGAAAUCUGGAAGAAAUCUGGAGCGUGGUUCUUUAAAGGGCUUCCGAAGUACAUUCUGCCGUGCGAUUCCAGGUUUAAGAGGAGCAGGAGCGUGAGAUUGCCCAGGAAGUAUCGGGAGGAGGAGAGCAGUUCCGAUGAUGAGAGAAGGAUGCAGUCGUGGGGGAGACAGAGAAGGCAUUCUGGAACUGAGAGUACUCAAGACGUUCCGGAACAAGAAGCAGCGAACUACUCCGUAACAAAUAACUUGAGCAGACCAGCAAGCUCACAUGAACUCUCGAAAGAACUGGAACCUCUCCGAAGCUACAUGGGAGCAAUUAAUCUUUCCGGUGAUCCAAAACCUUGGGAUGAAUCUACUAGUGAUUAUAAAACAGAUACUGACAAUGGAGAAGCUUCCAGGAGAGAGUCCAUGGCCUCCAGAUCUAUGUCAGAGUGGAACUGGAGUGAUACCAGAAGCUCAGACGAUAAGUUACUAUCACCCAGUACAAGCAGUGUUAAAAGUUGUGCCGAAGAGCCUCAGAAACCACCAGUAGAUACUUCUAUGGGAAUCAUCGAACUCUCAUUAAAUUACGAUCAAGCGACCAAUAUUUUACAUUGCACAGUUUAUAGAGCUAAGAAUCUUAUUCCCAUGGACAUUGGUGGUUUGUCUGAUCCAUUUUGUAAACUGAACAUUUUGCCUAAUGCUAAGGUUUCCACCAGGUUAAGGACAAAAACUAUCCAUAAGACUAGAAAUCCUGAAUUCAACGAAAACCUUACCUUUUAUGAUAUAACGGAGGAUGAUUUAGCUAAUAAGGCUCUACACGUACUGGUGGUAGACGAUGACCGAUACGGGCAUGACUAUAUGGGUGAGGUCAGAAUAAAACUUGCUAAAUUAAGGGUGCAAAAUACGAUUUACGUAAGUGACAAUUGUGUUUUCUGUAUGAGAACUCUCCAAACCCAAAUUUUUCAGCUCACAGUUCCUUUGGAGAACUUACGUCCGGAGCAAAAGGGGCCCUUACCAGCCCCAGAAUUGAACCAGUGGUUCGAUUUUGAUUUAUGGGCCAGGGGACAAAUCCUGAUCUCUUUAUGCUACUCUACGAAAAAAAGGGCCCUUUUGGUUACGAUUAGGAGAUGCACCAAUUUGUUGCCUAUGGAUAAUAAUGGGUUUUCGGAUCCAUUUGUUAAGCUACAACUGAAGCCCGAUCCGUGCCAUAAAAAGCAUAAGACGUCAGUUAAAUGGAAAAAUCUAAAUCCGGUUUUCAACGAAGAGUUCGCGUUCGAAACGCGACCUACAGAACUUUACAUGCAGAGCCUUUACAUUACGGUCUUUGAUAAGGAUUAUGGGAAAAGUAACGAUUAUUUAGGCGGAUUAAUUUUGGGAGGAUCUGGAUCUAAAGGACAACGGUUAAAACAUUGGUUGGAUAUGAUUCGAUAUCCAGACCACCAUCACGACCAAUGGCAUAAUUUAACGGAGGAUAUUCUGAACUAAACAGUUUUGUAAAGAAAUACAUACUGCCAAAAGUGACGCGCAGUUUGGCUUUUUGAAUUGAGUGCGCCAAUUAUGUUUUAUACGUACAAGAUAUUUUAAUACUUAUCCCUUAAUAAACUACUAUAUAUUUUAUAUCAAAAAUUAAAAAAAAAGGUAUAUUUUUAAUAUAAUACUAAGACACUUUACUUAACUCCAUAAAAUUAAAUUGAUUUAAAAUUUUUGUCACGUUUCCACUUUCAUUAUUUCUCUACAAAAAAAAAAAGACUGU